UAAAGUGUAUACCAACAACUCACAAACCAACAUAGCCAUCGAAGUCCGGAAUUCGAAAUCCGCACUUCCCGCUAGGUAGUAUGUCACCCAGCUUACGCGUGCAUGCCCUUUGGGCGGCCUGGUCCUUACAUAUGCAGUCUGCACACACCCGCAUACUUUGUAAAUACUUCUUUGUAAGGGACGAUAAUGCCUCGCUCCCAUCGAAUGCACAUUAAAAUUUGGUAUGUCAUCCUAGCGUGUUGCUACGUCAUACUCACUCUAUAUCUACCCCAGAGCUUGAAUUCAAGCUUCGAACUUUUAAGGCAGCCCGCUUGGCCUCUGUUAUUACAACUUCAGGCGAUCCACCCAUCCAGAUCCCUCCGUGAAACCAGAACAAUCCUACGAAGAGCACUAAUCUCGGGCAUGAAAUAAUUGCAUGACGGCCGAACUAUGGUUCUUGCCGGUGAUUUUUACCGGAGGAUCAAAAAGCUUAUACUCAAGCGCAACGUUUUGCAGGUAAGGCUGACACUUCCUAGCAUUCAAGUCAGCCUUUUCACUCAGAGACCAAGGGUUGAACUUUCCCCAAGUUUCAGUCACCCCCCACAUUCGCAGCAUUUGCAAUGUUCGUGUUACUCACACCGGGCGCAACUCUCUCGC
Molecule: messenger RNA, 636 nt
Organism: Periconia digitata
Lineage: Eukaryota; Fungi; Ascomycota; Dothideomycetes; Pleosporales; Periconiaceae
Source: the annotation of a GenBank genome assembly